AUUUAAUAUCAACCUCAAAUACAGGUUACUUUCACGCGUGUAUUUGCAAUUACAUAUGUGAGCUUAGGGAUCUUGUUAAAACUUGGCCUUUCAAUUUCCUACGAUUGUGUAUUUUAAAAAACUUGAUAAAUACAAGAGAUACAUCAUAUUUUUAUAAUUCGAGUAAAACAUCUUGUCGGAUUAAACACGUCUUCCUUAAAUUAUAAUUUUCCGAUGUGAGUUUGACAAACUGAGAAUGGCAGGAGUAUUUGAUAUUGAAUUGCACGAGGGAGAUGCCACAAAUCAAGACGAAUCAGAUGACGAUGUAAUCGAAACUAGAGAGGAGGAAUAUAAUCAUGCUGCGACUGUAAGCACUAUAUUAGAAUCUGAAAAUUUGGAGAGAGUUCAAUUGUCUGAACAGAAUGUAAAUCCUGGUCAAGAAAAAGCUGGUCCACAGGAUUUUGAAUUAUGCAAAAUCUUAGGAGAAGGUGGCUAUGGGAAGGUCUUCCAAGUUAGAAAAGUUACUGGAAAAGAUAAAGGCAGUAUUUUUGCUAUGAAAGUACUGCGUAAAGCAUCCAUUAUACGAAAUCAGAAAGAUACUGCUCAUACUAAAGCUGAGAGAAAUAUCUUGGAAGCUGUAAAACAUCCAUUUAUUGUGAAUCUUAUGUAUGCUUUCCAAACUGGUGGCAAACUAUAUUUGAUCUUGGAAUAUCUGUGUGGUGGUGAACUUUUCACAUACCUCGAUCGAGAAGGUAUUUUCUUAGAGGACACAGCCUGCUUUUAUUUAUCUGAAAUUAUACUGGCACUGCAACAUCUUCACAAUCAGGGAAUUAUAUACAGAGACUUGAAACCAGAGAACAUUUUAUUGGAUGCUGAAGGUCAUGUUAAGUUAACAGAUUUUGGUCUUUGCAAGGAACAUAUACAAGAAGGAACAGUGACGCACACAUUUUGUGGAACGAUAGAAUACAUGGCCCCGGAAAUUUUAACUCGGAGCGGUCAUGGUAAAGCAGUGGAUUGGUGGAGUUUAGGUCCGCCAUUCACUGGUGAUGAUAGAAGAAAAACUAUCGAAAAAAUUUUACGAGGAAAACUAAGUCUUCCACAGUACUUAACACCGGACGCCCGAGAUCUUAUACGAAAACUCUUGAAGAGGCAAGUUGUUCAAAGAUUGGGCUCCGGUCUGGAAGACGCCGAGCAAAUUAAGAACCAUAACUUUUUCAAGCAUAUCAAUUGGCAGGACGUAAUCGCGCGGAAAUUAGAUCCGCCGUUUAAACCAUCUUUGAAAAGCGCUGACGAUACAUCGCAAUUUGACGAACAAUUCACAGCGACCGUACCGGUUGAUUCACCAGUUGAAAGUACACUCAGUGAAUCUGCAAACAUGAUAUUUCAGGGUUUCACAUACGUGGCACCGAGUGUCCUGGAAGAAAUGUAUGCGCAACCGAAAGUCGUAAACGCUAGAAGCCCCCGUAGGACACUGUUGAACAAUACUGGUUUUGGUGCAGCGACUGGUUCACACUGUGAUGUUCAUCUGCAUCCAUCGUUAGAUUUUCAACAGCAGCAUAGACAGCAUAUUAUGGGGUCCAAUAGCAUAGAAGACGCUGAAAUGGUGGAUCUCGGCCAGCCACCAAAUCAUUUAUAGUGCUGCAAUGCUUUGUGCGCAAACUAUCAACUUUCUGAUGUGAAUUAUGAACGAAAGAAAUAUAGU
This is a messenger RNA of Formica exsecta, 1681 nucleotides long. RefSeq names its product ribosomal protein S6 kinase beta-1-like. The transcript has 4 exons. The record is from RefSeq and is a predicted model, not a curated record. Gene Ontology annotation, biological process: signal transduction; protein phosphorylation. Gene Ontology annotation, molecular function: ATP binding; protein serine/threonine kinase activity. Lineage: Eukaryota; Metazoa; Arthropoda; Insecta; Hymenoptera; Formicidae. Bases 236 to 1615 code for a protein of 459 amino acids.